Molecule: messenger RNA, 1623 nt
Organism: Apis mellifera (honey bee)
Lineage: Eukaryota; Metazoa; Arthropoda; Insecta; Hymenoptera; Apidae
Exons: 7
Coding region: 135-1448 (437 amino acids)
Biological process (GO): sensory perception of smell; detection of chemical stimulus involved in sensory perception of smell
Cellular component (GO): plasma membrane
Molecular function (GO): olfactory receptor activity; odorant binding
Source: RefSeq, a predicted model, not a curated record
AGUAUAUUGUGUUCAGUUGCCAAUGCAUGAACAGUUUAAGAUAAAAUAUUUUCAAUCUUUUUGUGCAGAAAUAAAUAAAAUUCAAUAUCAAACAUAUUUCAUGUAAUUCAUGAAACCAAUAUAUUUCAUUUAAAAUGAUACCUAUCAGAAGUAUCAGCCAUCCAAUAGUAAUUGGUCUAAGAUUGAUUGGAAUUUGGCCAAAAUCAUCCUAUGAAAUUAUAGUCCGAUUUAUGUGGGUUAUUAUUAUGAUGUGUGCACAAAUAUUUCAAUAUCAAUAUAUAAUAAAUCACAUUGGUUUUGAUAAUUUGGCAGAUUUAAUUGAUAGUGUGAGCACUACUUUGCCUUAUAGUCUAUUGUGCUUUAAAUUAAUUAGUUUUUGGACUAAACGCGAAAUAUUUGAAAAUAUAUUAAUAGGCAUGUAUCAUGAUUGGACUAAUGCUUUCGCUACUGAUUUUAUUGUAGAAGAUAUGAUAAAAAAAACCGAACUCGCAUAUUAUUGUUCAAAUUUAAUUUUGAGUAUAUAUGCUAUUGCUGUUUUUUUGUAUGUCGGUGUAUUUCUGGAAUUAAGUCAUGAUCAUGAUCAAGAAAAUCGAUCUAAUUUAUCACCAGAAUUAUUAAUAAAAAUGGAUCUUCCUUUUACAUAUGAUGAAAGUCCAAUAUAUGAGUAUGUAUUUAUCGUACAAUUUAUUCAACUAUUUUUUAUAGCAUCUAGUAUUGCUGUAUUAGAUGCCUUAAUAAUUACAUUGAUAUUUCAUAUUGGUGGACAAAUAGAAAUAUUGCAUAAGACUUUGAAAAAUAUUUCUAUCAACGAUGAAAAACCCGAAUCAUCCAGAAUUAUCAUUAAAUCUUUAAUCGAUAGACAUUAUCGGAUUAUUAUUGGUUCCGAAUAUAUCGAAAGUUUAUUCUCAUAUAUUGCUUUAAUGCAAUUAAUAUGUAAUACUCUCAUUAUAUGUUGUAUAGGAUUUUUAAUAGUAGUUGCGCUUAAUUCAAAUUUAAAAUUACUUAUAAGAAUAUCAUUCUUUUAUAUUGCUAUUACAUUGGAAGCUUUUAUUUUUUCCAUUGCUGGAGAAUAUCUUAGUAAUAAAAGUCUGUCAGUUAGUAUUUCAGCUUAUGAAUCUCCUUGGUAUUUAUUAAGUCCUAAGAAUAGAGGUGUAAUGAUUCUUCUUAUGGUAAGAUCACAAAGACGAUUAACAAUUACUGCUGGAAAAUUUAUGGAUUUAUCUAUGCAAGGCUUCGCAAAUAGUAAAUUAAUUGCCGAUACAGCAUAUGAAUUUCUUUGGUACAACAUGAAUCCAAAUGAAAGCCGACUUUUAAUACCCAUAAUAUUGAGAGCCCAAAGAGGAUUCACUUUUACUUUUGGAAAAUUUGCAACUCUCUCCAUGGAAAGUUUUACAGCUAUUAUGAAAGCAUCAGGAUCGUACAUGUCUGUAUUACUUGCAAUGACUUAAAAAAUACAUUUGCGAAUAUUAUAAUGUAGUUUUUAUUAAUUUAAAUAUAUUUACAUUUAACUUAAAUUAAAUAAAUUAAUAAUUGAUAAAUUAUUAAUAACAAUAAAUGCUUGUAUUAAAAGAAGAUGCUACCUCAUGCAUGUAAAAAUAAAGACAAAGGAAAAUGUUAAAUAUA